Molecule: messenger RNA, 351 nt
Organism: Suillus plorans
Lineage: Eukaryota; Fungi; Basidiomycota; Agaricomycetes; Boletales; Suillaceae
Exons: 2
Coding region: 39-329 (96 amino acids)
Source: RefSeq, a predicted model, not a curated record
GCUUACUAAGUAGCUUCAAGUUGCUUGGAACACUGAUCAUGGCAUCAAAAGGAAUACCACUUCCUCUUCACGACACCCUACGAGACCUUGCUCUUCUGCGGGCUUCUUCUGUGGACCUCUCUGGUUUGAUUGCUGACGAUACGAUGUCCUCACAGGCUUCGAAAGAGGCUGAAGGGGUUGAAGAAUCCACAAUCCAAUCAUACGCGUUUGUGAGAGAAGUGCGGACAGCGUUGAGAAUGCACAAUUCAGGAGAAGCCCAAAAGCAAGCGACAAGGAUCGAGAAGGUACAAGUGGAGCUAGUAGAUGUGUUGAGAAGUUUAUCGGAUUGAGUAGCUGGUUGUGUUUCCGGGC